Rotaria sp. Silwood2 is the source of this 1581-nucleotide messenger RNA. NCBI's taxonomy places the organism in Eukaryota, Metazoa, Rotifera, Eurotatoria, Philodinida, Philodinidae. The record is from the annotation of a GenBank genome assembly.
AUGAAUACGAGUCUUUUUGGACAAUCAACACCUGUAAAUUUAAAUCGAACAGAAAAUAGUUUUCUAUUUGGUAAUACAAAGACAACACCACAUUCAACACCAUUUUUAUCAUCAAAUUUACAUGGAGCACCUACUAUUAAUAAACCAUCGCCACUUGAGACUACUACUUUUCACAAGCAUGGAUCAGCUGUUGGAUUGGAUAAAGCUAAUAAAAAUACUAUACAAACAUCAAAUCAUACAAAAUCAUCUAAUGAUUUUAGUUCAGAUAUUUAUAAAGAUAAUCAAAAAUGUUCAUCAUCAUCAUCUAAAAUCUCAACAACAACAUUACCAGGAUCAAGUUCAUUUUUAUAUGAUAAUAAAUCAUUCUCAAAAGAAUCUAAAACAUUCUCAUUUGAAAAUAAUCAACCUUCAACAUCAACUUUUACAUUCGGUAAUUCGUCAUCAUUCUUUCCAACUACAACAAAUAUAAGCAUACCUUGCGAUUUUUCAUUAUCAAAACCAGUAAUUACAUCAUCAAUUCGUACUUCUUCUAUUUUAUUUUCAACAAUGCAUCCAUCAACCACAGCAUCCUUUGAUUUACAAUCAUUUCGAACAAUGCUUAAUACGCGACCAUUUAAUAAUGAAUCGACUUUUCUUGCAAAAAAUAACAAAACAAAUAUUAAUCUUGAUGAAACUCGUCUUCGUUCUACACUUGAUUCAUCAAAUAUUGGUCAAAAAUCUAAUCUAUUUUCAUCUGUUCUUACUAAGCCUACCGUUCUAUCAUCAAUUAAUCCAUUAUCAAUACAUUCAAAUAAAUUACCAAGUAAUCUUUCAUCAUCAAAAUCAAAUAAACGAAAAUUAGUUGAUUCAUUUAUUGGUGAUGAUGAUGAUAAUAAUAAUCUAUCAAUUAUGGAUGAUGGUCCAUAUUCAAACAAUAAAAUUUCUAAAAUAAAUAUAAAACGUCCACGUACGCUUGAUAUGCAUAAAAUUCGUUCAAUUGUUCUUGGAAAUAAUGAAUCAAAUAAUGAAACACUUUUUAAUAAAUCAUCAUCAUUAACAUCAGACAAUAUUCUUGGAUGGAAAAAAUUUCUUACAUAUGAUGAAUAUAUAUCAUCAAAAAAAUACGAUCAACAAUCAUUUCAUUUACCAAAAUUAACACAUAAUGAUUAUUAUACUACACCAAAAAUUGAAGAAUUACGUUCACACUUUAAUGAACAUGGUCAAUGUUUUGUUAAACAACUUACUAUUGGUCGAAAACAUUAUGGUUCUGUUACAUUUCAAGGUUCACAUAUGAAUUUAGCUGGACUUGAUCUUGAUCGAAUAGUUGAAAUUGGUCGUCGUCAUGUAAUAGUUUAUCCAAAUGAAGAAGAUAGACCAGUAGAAGGUGAAGAAUUAAAUUGUCAAGCUAUAAUAUCAUUAUUAGGUGUUUAUCCAAUUGAUCGUUCAAUAUCAAAUGGUAAUGAAGAAAUUACUGAUCCAGAUCGAUUAAUUAAUAUGAAUUAUAGAAAAUAUUUAGAAGAAAUAACAAAAAAAUUUCAUGGACAAUUAAUUGAUUAUGAUGUUUAUACAGGAACAUGGACAUUUCAAGUUGAACAUUUCUAA